Molecule: messenger RNA, 1902 nt
Organism: Fusarium tjaetaba
Lineage: Eukaryota; Fungi; Ascomycota; Sordariomycetes; Hypocreales; Nectriaceae
Product: thiamine repressible s regulatory thi1
Exons: 4
Coding region: 1-1902 (633 amino acids)
Biological process (GO): positive regulation of transcription from RNA polymerase II promoter by galactose; DNA-templated transcription
Cellular component (GO): nucleus
Molecular function (GO): DNA-binding transcription factor activity, RNA polymerase II-specific; RNA polymerase II cis-regulatory region sequence-specific DNA binding; zinc ion binding
Source: RefSeq, a predicted model, not a curated record
AUGUUCUCUACCUUCCAGGGCUUUGUUGAGCCCUCAGGCUCCGGGUUACUUAAAGAGCCAAAGCCUGCGCGAGGUCUCCAUGCAUGCGGUAACUGCAAGCGGCGAAAGAUACGCUGCGACGGCCGAAAACCUUGUAACCAGUGCGAGUCGAGGGAUUUGCAGGCAAGAUGCGUCUACACCCAACAAAUCCAACGUGUCGUGCCUUCAAAGAGAACACUAGAGAGCUUAUCCAAAAGUCUCAAAGAACGCGACUCCAUUCUAAAUCGCCUUUUCCCGAAUCACAGGAUUUCGGACUUGACCUCGCUAUCAGACCAGGAGCUUCGUGAAGCCAUGUUACGUGGACGUUCGACUGAUAAAGUCUUGCCGUCUCCUUCGGACAGUACCCCUCAACAGUCUGUUACUCAAGACUCACAAUGGGACGAGGAGAGACGUGAGCGAGACCCCUUACCUGCUGAGGCUGAUGAUGUUAAUGCACUGUCUCUGCCGUUUGACCGACAGGCGUCGUAUCUUGGCAUUUCUUCCAUCAGAGCAGCGCUUGCAGCUAUGCUUCAUGUUCGACCUCAGUUACGUGGUUUGCUAGCCUCCCGCCAGACAACCAUCAACAGUACCAACGCUAGACAUGAGGAGGUUCGACAUUGCUAUCAUCCCUCCAGGCCCUUGUCAGAAUAUCCUCGCAUCAAAUGGAGCAGCAAAGGACAGGCACUAGUUGAUGCAUACUUCCAGCGGAUCCAUAUCUUUACCCCAAUGAUCGACGAAACCUCAUUUAGAACGAAUUACCUUAGUAGUCAACGUCAGGACUCGCCUUGGCUUGCUCUCUUGAAUAUGGUCCUGGCCAUGGGCAGUAUCGUAUCUAGUAAGUCCAGUGACCGGGAUCAUUGCAAGUUCUACACCGCAGCCAUGAGACACCUCGACCUCAGCGCCUUUGGAAGCAGUCGCAUCGAAACGCUACAGGCCCUUGCUCUUGCUGGAGGCUACUAUCUUCACUAUAUCAACCGACCCAAUAGAGGCAAUGCAAUUCUUGGUGCGGCCUUUCGGAUGGCGAGUGCACUUGGCUUCCAUCGAGAGCCUUCACAACAGGACGGAGACGGCGAUCAAUUUGAAGCAGCAGAAGUGAGGCGGCGUACUUGGUGGUCUCUUGUUUGCCUGGACACUUGGACCACCACGACUUUGGGUAGGCCCUCUUUUGGUCGUUUCUCUCCUUCCAUUGAUAUCCAAUUGCCCAAGCUCUAUCUCGAUGGAGAAGAGGAGUAUAGGCAAGACAUGGGAAUGGCGACGCUUGUUGAGAACAUUCGCUUUUGCCGAAUUGCAACUGAGAUACAGGAUAGCCUAGCCGUAACCUCAGUUCUCAACGCGGAAGACCGAAACCGGUUCGAUGAGGAAUUGAUAAAUUGGCAUAGUCGCCUGCCCUCCAUCCUUACCGAUGAUAUAGACGUUGAUGAACCGAUUCGUCUUGCUCGGUGCAUUAUGAGAUGGCGAUACUGGAACUUGCGCAUGCUUCUAUAUCGUCCAACACUCUUGGACGCUGCAACUGGCCAUCUAACGGAGCUGGAAGUCGACCACAGCGCCAUCGAGAAGUGCCAAGAGCUUUCGAAGAAAGCCAUUGAAGAUGUAGCCAAGACGUGGCUGAGCCAUCAGAUGUCGGGAUGGAACGCAGUGUGGUUCCUUUACCAGGCUGCCAUGAUACCUCUACUUAGCAUGUUGUGGAAACCUCAGAGCGCUGCUGUUCCUGAGUGGCGAAGUCAGGUACAGACCGCCUUGAGGCUCUUUGAGGAGAUGCAGGAUUGGUCAUUGACCGCGCGUUGUAGCAAAGGAGUUGUGAGCCAAAUCUUUGAAACAAGUUGCGAUUUGAUGCGCCAAGGAGAACAGUCUUGCAUUGAACCAGACAUGAACGGUCAGCGUUAA